Messenger RNA from Suillus discolor, 525 nucleotides. RefSeq lists its product as uncharacterized. The annotation marks the transcript as partial. The record is from RefSeq and is a predicted model, not a curated record. Lineage: Eukaryota; Fungi; Basidiomycota; Agaricomycetes; Boletales; Suillaceae. The transcript has a single exon.
AUGAAUGUACGCCAUGUUCCAGGCAAACUAAAUGUUAUUGCAGAUGGGUUAAGCCGACAAUGGGAAGGACAGCCAAGAGAUGCCGGGCUAAACAACAGAAGCGAAUGGACAGUGAGCGAGGAUUGGGAAGCAAACUCUGGACUAACCAACGACAUCCUACUCACCGACUCAAUGACUCGGCAGAAACCAGUAAGUCUGUUACAAGAAAGAUUUGCUAACGAACCUGUUUUUCUAGAAGUCGUAGAAUCAAUAUUAGGAAUGAACACGACAAGACCCUUACGCGAUCGGAAACGAGCAAUGCACCAAGCAUCGCAAUACCUAAUAGAGGACGGUAAGUUAUGGCAUUUACGAGGAACAGCAGUGCGAGCUCGCAGUAAGGUGGAGUGUAUUACCAAGGAGGAAGCGAAACAAUUAGCCAAAGAACAGCAUGAGAACAAAGGACACUGGGGAAGAGAUGCCAUCAAGAUCACACUAACAGAUCAGAUUUAUAGUGCUGGACUUGACACAUCAAUUCUAGAGGCGAUA